Molecule: messenger RNA, 4450 nt
Organism: Dendrobium catenatum
Lineage: Eukaryota; Viridiplantae; Streptophyta; Magnoliopsida; Asparagales; Orchidaceae
Product: polypyrimidine tract-binding protein homolog 3-like
Exons: 5
Coding region: 3231-3587 (118 amino acids)
Biological process (GO): regulation of RNA splicing
Cellular component (GO): nucleus
Molecular function (GO): mRNA binding
Source: RefSeq, a predicted model, not a curated record
UGACAUUUUUUAUUAGCUUUAAAUGAUAAUUUGACUCCUAAUAGGACAUAAUGGAGAAAAAUAAUUCAUGUAGCCGUCCCCAUGUAAUGGGAUAAAGGCUUUAUGUUAUUGUUGUUGUUGAGAGGUUUAUAUUUGAAGGAAUGGACAUAUUUUAAAGUUGUGUUUCACAAUCCCGUGUCAAUCUACCCAUCGUGAAGAAUUAAGAGAAUCAAAGCUAGAGACAACACAAGAAGGUAUUGUAAUUACAAUUAAAGAUAGAAAAUGAGUAUCUAUCGAGGAAAUCAAAGAUCAUAAGGAAAAAUAUAUGGGUGUAAGAUUGAAAGACCUUCAAGGGGAAACAAAAGGAGAUUUAUGCUUCAUUUUGGACAAUUUUUUCAAUUCUUUCUAAAACAUCUUUUUAUUAAAAAAUUUCUAAUUAAAAAAAUUUUUGUACUAAAAAUCCGCUUUAGAAAGUAGUAAGUAAACAACCUCAAACGAAGCCUUAGUGUUGAAUUUUAGGUGAUUCUUCUGUGAGGGACAACAUAUAGCAUCUUGAAAGUAGAUUUGAUAUUGAAGAGCACAAUGAUAAUCCAUUAUCAAUCAAAUGUGAAAAGUAUUGUCAAAAUCUAAGGUAAGAUAAAGUAAUUCUUCUAAAUAACAUGAUCUGUGAAAGUUUUUUAGAAUUGAGGUUGAAGUUUGGUUUCUUUAAAAAUUUGAUGAGCUUGGCUUUUAAAAUGUGAAAAAUUGGCCCCUUCAAAAUUUGAAGAAUCAACUUUGUAUGAUACUAUGCGAAAAAUGCAUAUGUGACUAUUUAAGGCGACACAAAUAUCAAAGGUUGUGUAAUCCAUGAUGGGCAAUAGAUGUGAGGGAGAGUUAGGAUUCAAUUGUCUUGUCUUUGAAAAUUAUGUAGAUGUAUAUUAUUUACAUGUUAAUGUGGUGCUUUUAUAACACCUUUUGGACUUCAUUGCAAAUGAGUUAUUAGUUAGGACCUAUUUUAAACGGUGUUUUUAAAGCACUAAGUGAAAUUUGAUGCACAAGAAAUUUUUUUCCCCUUUAGUAAGCAAAGCGUGAAGUGAAGCAUAGCUUUUGCUUAACUUUUUCAUAUAAUUAGCCCCUAUGAGAUAACCUUCGAAUGACAGAAAUUGCUUUUUAAAUUUAUGUUUCAUAUCAACCUAUACGUUUCACUUGUAACACUUCACUAUAAUAAUUGAGUGUGACUCGCUAAUUUCAUUUUAAUAAUGUCAACUUCUUUGAUGACGUGCAAAGAAAUUUUCUUAUUUAUCAAUCCAAUUUGUCAAAUCCUUAUAAUCAUACCUCCAUGAUGGAAUUCGGAAUAUAAUUCUGAACCUGAUGAUUGUCACAUUAUAUUUGUUUAAAAUCAUAUCUUACCCAAUCUCAUUUAAAUUACAUCUUUAUUAUUUUUUUGGUUGUCCCAAUUAUUAUGGCGUACUUCUAGUUGAAAUGAUGCUACCAUAAAAGUUGAUACUAGUUUGAUGUGGGAUGUCUUAGGGUGCACGGUUUCCCUAAUACAAAUCUAGGAUAAUAUGCAUAAACAAGCAAACCAACCCAAAUCCAAUUCACAAUUUACCAACUAUAUUAUGGCAAAAUUGAUUUCUAUUUAUGCAAAUAGGAAUACAAGUACAAUGAAGCCCAAAUAAUAAAGAAGAUUGUCAAAAUUUAAAUAUUUCCAGAAAUCUAUGAUUAAAAUAAAAUCAUACAAUAAUCACAUUAUUGGAAGGGAAAUCAUAUUGUUGCAAACGUUACCAAAUCUUAAUUUCCAAAAUCAAUCACAAAAUAGUUGAUGAAAGAAGAACUAUGAUAUACGUCAGCAGGGAAUAUUUAGGUUUUAUGCUGCUACAAGGAGAAAAGGCUUUGCCCUGAAAGUUGUCAUCAAGACUUGGGUCACACUUAAAAAAAUUCAACUCUAACUUGAUCGGACAAAUUUGAGUUGAAUAUGAAAUUUAAUUAAGCUAAGGCUGAAUUUUACAUGCCUAGAAACCUGUCCUUUUUGAUAAUUAAAAUUAUAUCCAGAACUGUAAGUUUGCUGAAAUAUUAUAAUUUGGCCUAGAAUUGCAAAAGAACAAUAUUUCAAUUUGAUUUUCAGCAUAACAGCAAGUUUUUGAUCUCUGCUAUGGUGAAAAAUCACAAAAUAGGGAUUCACAUAUCUUUGCACAAUAGAAAAUCGCAUAUUUGAGUAAGCCGAUGAAGCAAAAAAGGUAGCCAAAAACAAAAAACUGCAUUCAGGAAAAUCAUUUAUAAAGGAAAACUCAACAAAAUCAUAUUUUGGAACAAAUAAAUUGCAACCUUCAAAGCACCAACCCAAGUACAGUGCUAACACCAAAUUCCCAACCAAUAAACCAAGGAGAUCUCACGUGAAUUGGGAUUCUAGACAACUAAACUGAGAAUCCAGCCAGCUUGCAGUCUAAGCAGCAAACCAGGGAAAUCAAACGUUAAAGACUUAUCCCGUCUCAUAUGCAUUCUUAUUAUAAGUAUGCUAGAACUUUAAAAUUACUAAAGCAACUCAAAUCUUAAAAUAAUAAUGAGCUCAUAUUCCACGCUUACCCAUUGCAUUUCCAAGGAAUGUAAACAUUAGGAUUUCCAUCAACAUGGUUUAUUGGAAUGAAAUCUUUAGAAUUAUCUUGAGAUGUACAAAUGUGGGUGCAAACUUUCUUUUUAUUAGCUAUGUGUUGAGCAUAUCACAUGUGCUUAUCACAUUUUGGUAAACUCUUAUCAUAGUACUAAUAUUAUAUCUUGAAGUUUAAACAGCCUUUCUCUGUGAUAGAUUUUGUUAAUUGUCACAAUAAAGAGACGGAAUUAAUGAUAUGGGCAGCAUUGUGUUGGAUUAGGCGCCAAUGUUUAUUCAUUGAUAAUUAUUUUCUGGUCAAUUCACUGAUUAAUAAGGCUCUAAUAUUUUCAGCAAUUUUGAUAAGGGGUGUGUUUUUGCUAAGAGUGUCAUUUUCUUUUGUCACUUGCUAGAUUCUGUAGCGUUUGUUAAAACAGUUUUCAGAUGAUGAAAUUUGAUCAAAUUUUUUUUGUGCGCCUCUUUUCUUUCUCUCUGAUAUUACUUCUCUUUUUUCUUCUAUGACUAUACAAAAAAUGUAUCAUUUCUCUUCUCUACCUAACCUCUUUCUUAUGAUCUCUUUUUUUUGUACUUCUUCUCUAUUCAUUUUUCUUCUCUCCUGUCUAUGCUGGUUUUUUGUUAAGCGCUCAGGAUUCGGAACCCAAUCGAAUCUUGUUAGUUACAAUUCAUCAUGCUCUACCCCAUAAUGGUGGAUGUGCUGCAUCAAGUGUUUUCCCCUCACGGAUUUGUGGAAAAGAUCGUCACAUUUCAGAAGUCAGCUGGAUUUCAAGCCCUCAUCCAAUAUCAGUCUCGUUCGGCUGCUGUUAUGGCGAGAAAUACUCUGCACGGACGCAAUAUUUAUGAUGGUUGCUGUCAGUUAGAUAUACAAUACUCCAACCUUAGCGAGCUGCAGGUAAAUUAUAACAAUGAGCGGUCAAGAGAUUUCACAAAUCCGUCACUGCCCUCUGAACAACGAGGUAGAUCAGCACAAGUAAGCUACUUACACUUCAAUGGUUUGAUAAUUGUUCAUACUCAGUUCAUAAGCUAAUUGCUAAUGCUAUCUAGAAGCCCCAUGUUUUCAUAUUUUAUAUAGUUUCAAAUGGUUGAGGGGGUGUUGAAUUAUGUGAUAAUAAAUUUCUAAAUAAUUUUCAUACAUAACUGAGCGAAAUGUACCUUGCUAAAAGCUAUAAAAUAAAAUAUACAAAAUUUUCAAUGGUUCUACAACAGCAUCUACUUCGAGUGCAUAGCAAGGUUCUUUGGUAGGAUUUGAAAAGCUUCUAAGCUUUGCCAAAUAUUUUUAUAGGCUAGUAUUGAAGAAAGGGAGUGAUGAUCUAAAUUCUUGUGUAUUUCAUUGAGAAUUUUACACAUUUUUUUUAUACAAUAAGAUUUUAUGCCAUACUAAAUAUUUCCUCCUUUGGAAGCAACUAGUUAAACAUCAAUUUUUAGACAAUUAUCACUAGGGUAAAAUAUACAGAGUAUUAAAAAUGUUUCUAUAGAUAUGCCUAGGGGUGUAAGUGAAUUGAGCUGGCUCGAACUCGACUCGUUAACGAGCCCAUGAGUCGAGCUUAUCGAGCUUAAAUUCAAGCUUGCAUAUCAAACGAGCUCAAGUUCUAGUUUUCCAUGAGUCGAGCUUAUCGAGCUCAAAUUCAAGCUUGCAUAUCAAACGAGCUCAAGUUCUAGUUUGAUGAGAUUCAAAUCCUCGGCUCUUGAGCUCGCUCAGUUUGUUUGAUAUUUAGGAGCAGAAAAAAACAUCCUAUUUAUUAAUUUAUACUAUUUAGGGGUAGAUACUCAGUUUCUUUUAGUAAAUUAUAUACAUUUUUAAAAAAUACAAAAAGCUAUAGUAUUAAAAAAAAAAGUGAUGCUUUUUCUAAAUGCAGCUAAAAAUUUGCAAAAAAUAAAUUGCUUUUAAUG